UGCGUUUAUUUUGGUUCUUGUUAUGGCUUAUUGCAUUUGACAUUGAGUGGGAAGAUGCAGAUUGUCCUUAUUUGAUACAGACUAAUUAAGUCACCCCUUUGACAACACUUUGUAACGCUCCGCAGCAGAUAUAAUAGGUGAAAUCUGCUCAAGCAACCCAUAUGGCAUCUUCGCAAUGGCUGGAAAUGAUAUGCCAUCGGGAUCAGCGCUGUUGAAACGCAGCAAAAGGAGUGUAGCAACGUACUUCAAAGGGGAAAAUGCAAGACAGGCCAAUUUGCAGAAAUUCCACGAUUUUCUGGAACAUUUACUGGCACCCCAGAGACCUAUAGACGAUUUCGAACCUUUGGAAUGGUGUAGGUGGUUGAUUGCGGGAGGUUCCACAUUCGAGGAAUUUGCUAAGACAGUACGGAAGUAUGACAACGCCGUCACAUGUGGCUUGGUAUGGACAGCCAACUUCGUGGCGUACCGAUGUCGGACGUGCGGCAUCUCGCCAUGCAUGUCCCUCUGCUCCGACUGUUUCCAGGCCGGCAACCACGAGGGACACGACUACAACAUGUUCCGCAGCCAGGCAGGGGGCGCCUGUGACUGUGGGGAUACCAGUGUCAUGAAUCCUUCAGGGUUCUGCCCCCGCCAUGGCCCUGACACACACAGACAUGCAGUUCACAUGCCCGGGGACAUGAUGGUCAAUGCAGAAGCCAUGAUGCCACAAGUCUUCCUCCGACUCAUCCACUAUCUCCGUGACAACUGUAAACCAGACGUGAAGAGCUCCUACUAUGUAACGAUGGAUGAUGCAGAACAGUUCCUGUCCUUCCUGCAGAGCCUCACUGACAUGGGAGCAGCCAUGAGGCUGGUCAUGGCCAGAACUCUCACCAGUGAACAAGAAUAUCGACGUCUUACUACAGAGAAAAUAGCAAACAACCCCUACUGUGUUGAGAGCCAGAAGAAUUACGUACAAGCAAGGGAGAUUAUGCCGUACCCUGCCACUUUCGAGAAGUACCAAAACAAGAGAGGCCUGAGUCAGAAGCUUCACCACAUGACCCUGCUGGAUGAGCUUGUGUUCUGGAUGGUCAAGUACGAGUUCCCGCAGAGGAUUGUCACCCUGCUUCUCAGUAUGCUGCCUGUAGACUCAUACAAGGAAGCCUUCACACGCCCUUCACACGUUGCGUUUGUGCACCACUACAGCCGGAUUUCCCUGGUGUUGGUGCAGGCACUUGACCGGAUGACCGUGGCCAACCGAGUGGUCCAUAUCAGCGUCCAGCUGUUUAGCAACGAGACCCUGGCGUCCAAGAUGAUGAGAGAGUGCAACCUGUUAUAUGUCCUUGUCCUCAGUCUCACGCACAUGAUCGAAGACAUACGCACAGAGAGCACACUGGAGGAUCCUGACCCAGCCAACAACUUCCACAAUGUAGUGGACUGCAGUAACGACGUGAUGAAGUCUCACUGCUACUGGCCCAUCAUCAGCGACCUGACCAACCUCCUCACCCACUCCUCUGUGGCCUCCAAGUUCCUCCAGGACGAGGAGCUGGUCACUAUGUGGAUGGAGCUCCUGUCCUACCUGCAAGGGAUGAACUUGAACCAGCGUGAGUUACAACAGCAUGUCCAGUUCGAGGCGGACUCAUACUACGCAGCUUUCUCGGCUGAGGUUGAGAUCGCAGCCUCUCUCAUGUGGUCCCUCGUAGCUCACUGCAAAACACGGAGUACUGCCUCCUUCUCACUCAGAAUGAUCGCAGCGGCUCAAGUGGCGCUCCAGGACUGGUUCCUGGCAAUCAACUGCCAUGAGAAUAUGAAGCCCAACCCAUAUCACCUGACAUUCCACCUACCUCUCCAUCGGUACCUGGCAGUGUUCAUGAUGCAGGCUGUUCUCCAUCAGGGUGUGGUCCUCACUGAUAUCCUGCCAGAAGAUGCCCUCAUCAAGAAAAUAGUCACCCAUGUCCUACAGAUUCAGGUGUGCCUGGCUCAGAUAUUCGCCAACAUGUGGGUACGGAAUGGAAUACAGAUCAAAGGUCAGGCAAUGACUUACAUCCAGUGUCACUUCUGCUACUCCAUGGCAGAUGCAGACAUCUACCUCCUACAGGUUUGUGCUUCACAGUUGGAUCCAGACUAUUUUGUGAAUACUGUGCUGCAAAGGUUCAACAUCCUAGACUGGCUGUCUUUCUCCCCCGAUUCCAAUCCUCGAGAUGAAGUCAAUCGAUCAGAACAUGAAAUGGCCAUGGUAGAAGGUGCCCUGUCACUAUUUGCCACACUGCUUGGGGUCCGCACAUAUCUAGGCAUAGAAGAGUGGGACUUAGUGAGACUAGAGAUGGCAUCGCUGCUGUGUAUGAGUGACAGACAACACAGUCAACUGAUGGAUUUGAUGCCGGAGAAAUCUGGAGUGCCAGGUCAUGGCAAGGAACUGUUUGAGCCAACUCUCAAAAAGAUCGCUGACUACAAAGCCCCAGUGUUUGCCAUGGGAGGGAAGAUGCAGCAGGGUACAUAUGUACCUAAAGCGGAGGUGUGGGAGAAGGAUUACGACCCAGUCCACGUCGCUCUGCGUGCCAUCUAUAGGAAAGAUCUGCAGUCAUCUCUGGACAGAUACACAGAACAAGUUCGACAGAGUGGGAAGUACACCAGCAAGACCCCGCCAUGGCCCCCAUUCCGCAGCCCCAGCCCCGUGAACCAGCAGUACAAGGGGUUGUACAGGAUCCUCAACUGUCGAACCAUGCAUGCCUUCCUCUUCACUGUCCUGCACAAGGCCAUGGCAAAGGAUUCCAACGUUCCAGAGAGUGUUCUCUACUACUGUGUUCACCUGCUCGACCUGUGUGUCACCUACAGCCCUCCUCAGACAUCACGUAAGGGCUGCAGCCCAGCCAGCACCGUCAUGGACGGCAAGUACCACCGCUGGUUCUCCACAUCUGACAUCAAGCAGAACGCAUGUGAGGUGAUCAGUGAGGUGAGCUUCCAGACCCGACUGAUGGCGGAGUCGGACAGCGGCGACAUGUGCACCAUCAGCAUGGACAACGACACCAGCACUCUAGAGGAGAUGUUCCAGCUGGCGCCAAGUGCAGCUUCAUCUAUGGGAGGUCCUAUCACGGCAGCUCAGAUCAACCUCCCCUCCAUGAUCUCAAUUCCUGGACCUUCAUCAGGGACGGCAGCAUGCACCAUCACCAAAGCAACAGGCACCAGCACAGCCCUCAAAGUAAAACCCAAGUACGAAAGCCGAGGUAUGUCAACGGAACAAGUACACCUGUCCCGCGUCAGCGUCAAUGAAAGUCUUCUGUCUCUGCUGCUGAAGCUGCACUGCAAACUGUCGGGGAAGUCAGGGUCGUAUGUGCCGAUGUCGGUAAAGAAGAGGGAUCCCGUGAAGACCCUGAUCGGGGACGGGCCAGUGUUUGUAGGGAAACUGUUGGAUAGACUAUGUGAGAUGAGCACCGAGUGUGGUAGAAUUGUACACGACACCUACAGAGCGCUGUGGCCUGAUGAGACGGACAAGAAGACACAGGGACAAAACGUGGACAAAGAAACCAAACGUAAAAAAGCCUGGCAGAGACAACAGAAAUUGAUGGCAGAGUUUGCCUCUAAACAGAAGGCCUUCAUCGAACAGACAAUGGAGGACGAUGUAGACGAUGAUGAACCAGAAGACGAUGGAGAUGUGAUGAAACCAAAAGAGACGACGUAUGACUGUGUGAUUUGUGGUCAGUUGACACCGUCAACGGGAGACAGACCCAUAGGGCUGGUAGUGUUCCUUCAAGCUUCUAGUGUGUUGGGCCACAGGAAGCAGGUGGACCACCCUCAAGUACUGUCAGUGGAUGCUUCGUACAACCCUCACUUCUCCACCUGCUCUGACUUCCAGAAGAAGCGUCUUGAGACACUCAUGAAGUACUUUGAGGAGAGGUCAUGUCAGAUGUCGGUGAACAUUGGCUGGGAGGGAGGUGUGUGUGUACAGACAUGUGGCCACUACCUCCACCUUGAUUGCCACAGCUCCUACAUGCAGUCUCUCCAUUCUCAAAGCAUGAGCCGUCCCGAGCCACUAGCGGUCAGCAAGGGGGAGUACUGGUGCCCCUUAUGUCGCCAGCUGUCCAACUCUGUUGUACCCAUUGUACCCGACGAAAACCAGCUAGCGUUGGUCAAACCUGUGUCACGUGAUCCAGAGGUCAUGGUCAGAGACUUGGCAGACAUGAUGGUUACAAGGCCCAUAACUCCGGGAUCAGCCAACUUGACGCGGGUGAUGGGCAAUGUGAUGGAGGACCUGACUAAUGCCACACAUUCAGUAUUCAAGGUCUUCUCACACUCACAGACGUCAGAGAGUGUCCUGCUAUUUGUCUGCUCUGUCGCCAGAACCAAUUUGGAAAUUGAGCUUCUUCAACGAGGCGGGUCCUUGGAAAAUCAGCAGGGCAAGGGGUACACCAAAAAGAACUGUUUCUUACCCAUGAUGCACGUGCUGAGCCUACACAGUAAGAUUCUCACCAUGCGCCCAACUCCCUACACCGACCUCUGGGCCCACAUCACCGGGGUCACACUGUCGGAAGAAUCUACAAGCAUAUCUGUGUUCCACAAAGACGUUCCACUCCUGCUGAAGGAUGCCACGUCUCUACUUAUUCAAUUAAUCCUCACACUACCAGCAACAAUCAAAGAAGAGCACUUUGACUUCCUAGUACAAAUGUUGUACAAUGUUGUAUAUAUCCAAGCUAUGUCUGUGAUCAGCUGUAAGUUCACCCCUGAGGAGAGGGAGGCGUGGCGCAAGAAGGGGCAGCAUCUGCCAGUUGAAACUAUGGAGGGCAUGCUGAGCCACAUCGUCACCAGGCUCAGUCUCAGUAGACUGUUCGAAGAUGACGACAAGCAGAGUAUACCAGCGAUCUGCCAGAGUGUGUGGUCACCUCACAGUGUGGAGGACUCGCUACAGGAGUUCUGUCUCCCCUUCCUCAGGAUGGCUGCACUCCUCAAACACAAUCUGUUUGAUCUGGAGAUCAACUCAACACAGGACCAGUGGGAGUUCCAGUUCCUGAGUUCCUACCUCGGCCUACACAAGAACCAAGGCAAGGCAGCGGGAGCCAGGGAGGUGGACACAACAGUCUGUGUGAGUUGGGCGGUCAGUGAGCCCCUCAAACUGACCAGGGCCUGGUGCACGGACCUCCUCAACUUCAUCGGCAUGCGACCUGUGGAGGGGAAAUUCUUCCUGGUGAUGCAGCCGACAUGGUUCACGCCACGUCUGGUGGAGCUGCCAGCCCAGUACUACAAGAUAUUCCAGACGUAUCGCAACAAACAGUGUGCAGUGUGCAACAAGGUGCCCCUCGACCCAACCAUCUGCCUCAUGUGCGGACACUUCCUCUGUUUCCGUGACAACUGCUGUAAAGAAGGCAUGGUGUAUGAGUGUGUUCAGCAUUCCAUUACUUGCGGAGGAGGAAUCGGCAUCUUCCUGUUGGUCAACUCCAGCGUCAUCAUCGUCAUCCGAGGUCCGCGGGCAACGUUAUGGGGGUCUGUGUUCCUGGACGAGCAUGGGGAGGAGGAUAGGGACCUGAAACGAGGCAAACCGCUGUACCUCAGCAAAGAAAGGUAUGCACUGCUCCAGGAACAAUGGCUGUCUCACAGCUUUGAUCGAGUUUGCAAGAAGUGGAUCUGGCAUCGAGACAGACUCUAACCAGCUCCAAGUCUGUACAGAUUGUGUCAUGUCCGUUCAUCUGUCUCCGAGUCCUUACCUUCAGCCUGCAUCAACACAGGUGGCAACUUACCCUUUCUGGGAACUCAUUACUUAAUACUUUACUUUAUGUGUUAAUGGUAAUAUUACUGUGAACAUACUUGUGCAUUCAUUUUCUACAAGAUCCACUACCUUCCUCUAAUAUCUGAAAUAAUUUACAUAAUAUUCUUUCCUUUGUUUGUAUUUUCAUUCAAAAAUGGCUGAAUCAGUAUGAAAGACAAAAGCAGGAGUGAAUAUUUUAGUUUCGUAUCUGGACAGGAUACCAAAUUUGAAACCAUAGUUUCGUAUUCAUUGUCUGAUAGCUCCUGUUGGAUGAAAAUGUCAAGUCAAUACAGUAAGCUAUCAUUAAAACAGGUGUGAUUGUUUGUGCUAGGAAUCUGAGAUCAUGGUGAAUUCCAGAUUUGCCAUGAUUAUAAUCUUAGUUUGCCACCAUUACCAUAUUGUGGUUUUACAAAGUGGUGAGUGUCAAAGAUCUGAUUCACUUUGGACUUUCCAACACUAGUUGAGGCGGUGGGGUAGCCUGAUGGUUAAAGUGUUUGCUAGUCACGUUGAAGAUCCAGGUUCGAUUCCCCUCAUGGGGACAACAUGUGAAGCCCAUUUCUGGUGUCCCCCGCCAUGAUAUUGCAGGAAUAUUACACAAGAGGCGUAAAACAAUACUCACUCACUCUCUCCUACAUAAGCUGACUGACUGUAACCGACCUGAGAUUGUGGAUUAACGUUUUUGAGGGGUGGAUCAGGGGACUCAAAGUCUUUGACUGGUAAGGCUCCAGGUUAAAAAAUCAGAUUCCAUCGAAAUUUAAAAAUUGAUUACAGUGCUCUACAACAAGUGAUGAUCGUGCUCAUGCUCACCUCUGUAACAAUAUAUAUUGAGUUCCCCAAAUGAAAUCUAUAAGUGACAGAGCUAGAAGAUCGUCAAGCAUUUGACUGUGCAUAGUAUUUUUAAAUCAUUUUCUAUGGAAAUUAAUUGUAAGUGGUACCAAAUCAUGAACCAGCAUCACUAUUUCCUAAACACGCUAAAGUAGAUAUAUUGUCUUCUGUCUAGAUGCAAUAGAAUGCAGGAUUUUGCUUCCAGUAAUCUAUGUGAAAUUCAGUAUAGUGUAAAAACCAGCUCACUCACUCACUCAUUCUGUUGAUGAUUGUCUUUUUUUAGCUGAGGGGAGAAUUUCUUUGUUUCUGGAAUGUUAUGUUUCUUAUUGUACAUUAUCUCCCCUUUUAAGUCUUCUGUUUUGUUAUUGUGAUGGAGGAGUCAGUUUAUUGUUCCUCUUGGGAUUAUUGGAGAAGAAGGGAUUUUUUUCUUGUUGUGUUUUUGAAUUCUUUCUUUACUGAUAAGUAAGUGCUAGGAAUUGUUUGGUUAUCCAAAGUUUGAAUCAAUUUCAUCUGGCAAUUUAUCUGUGGAUUGGCAUUAGAUGUUUUCAUACCCAGUUCUGUUUUUUUGUGAAUUACCCUCUCGUCUUUUUGGUGGUCAGAUUUAUUAAUUAUUCUGAACCAGACAUCUGUUCAUAUUUCUACUGUGUACUCAGUGAGAAACUGAGGUUCUGCUUUAGUUCUACUUCAGUCUAAGUCAACUUAAUCUCAGAAUUAUUCGUUACACUGGUAUAUACUGAGUCUAACAAACCCUAGUAGAAGGUCGCGUCAGCUGACCUUUGAGCGAUCUAUGACCGUCCAAUCAAACGCGAGAUGUCUGAACGGAAUUAGCCAAUCAGGGUUUGGCGGGACUUACAAAUUGACAAUGCAAGAUGAACUAAUAUCAAAUAGAUGUGAAUAAUAGCACCCUUCAUGUGUAUCACUCCGAAGCGAUCAUGCGGAAAAUAGCAUUCGGAAUUGUUCAAGUACAAAGUUUUCGAGGUAAAAGUUCAAAUGGUAUGUGUGAAUGUUAACUUUCGCAAUUUGGUAAGGUGUGUUCUGA
Messenger RNA from Haliotis rubra (blacklip abalone), 7577 nucleotides. Its product is annotated as E3 ubiquitin-protein ligase UBR3-like. The transcript has 40 exons. Gene Ontology annotation, molecular function: ubiquitin protein ligase activity; zinc ion binding. Gene Ontology annotation, cellular component: ubiquitin ligase complex; cytoplasm. NCBI's taxonomy places the organism in Eukaryota, Metazoa, Mollusca, Gastropoda, Lepetellida, Haliotidae. Gene Ontology annotation, biological process: protein ubiquitination; ubiquitin-dependent protein catabolic process via the N-end rule pathway. The record is from RefSeq and is a predicted model, not a curated record. Bases 176 to 5614 code for a protein of 1812 amino acids.